CGUAAUGGCAAAACCGACACCCAAACGCACCACGGUAGCCUGGCUGACAGCUAGCUUGCUAGCGGCUCAGUACUAAGAACCGUGUUUGAAUUUCUCUUGAUAACCACCAUGGACUUGACUAAUGUGUUAUCGCAGCUCGAAAGUGCCGACGGGCAGGACAUUGAAACGCUUCUCCAGGAGUACAAUACAGAGAACAGCCACACCUUCACUUUUAACCAAAAAGAAGAAACGCUGCGCAGGAAGUUGUGUCAGAGUGUCCUGGUAGUUCUCGGAAUGCAGGUACAACCCAGCUGUCAGAAGACGUGCCUGGAAACACUUCGCAUCCUCUCAAGGGACAAGUGUGUCCUGGCACCUGUAGCCACCCGGGACGGCAUGCUGACUCUGGCCAGGAUGGCCCGACUGAACGCUGGAGAGGGACAGGGUGAUAAUGACAAGGAGCAACCGCAGGAAAGCACGCUAUCAGCAGAGGAGGAGAGAGUGGUGGUGGAGGCCUUGAAGUGCUUGUGCAAUGUGGUGUACAACAGUCCUGCUGCUCAGCAGGUGAGCGUGGACGUCAAGCUGGCCUACGGGCUGUGUGCCAGCCUGCGCACGGCCCCUGCCUGGCACCACGAGGUGGGCCUGUUCACGCUUCGCCUUCUCUUCCUGCUGUCGGCCCUGAGGGCGGACCUGAGGGGGGAGCUGAGGAAAGAAGGACAGGUGGUGAAGCUGCUCACGGAAGUGAUGGAGCACACCCUGGACGUGAGCUGGGACGGCCCCUAUGAGGUGACCCGUCCAGAUCCUCAGGCCUUGCCCCUGCCUGCAGAGGACAAUGAGAGAGCGAUGGAGGCUCUCAAAGCCCUCUUCAACCUCACUGUGUCUAAUGUUGGUGGCAAGGAGGACGACCACCAGUACAGACUCAUGGCUGCCAUUUUGCGCCACCUGUUGAUGUUAAGGACUGAGACAGAGGAAAAAACAGAGGAAGCGCACAGCCACGCCGUCAACCUGCUUAACAACCUGCCCGUGUCCUGCCUGGAUGUCCUCAUCGACCUGCCCGUACAAGGAGGACUGGAGGCAUACGGGGGUAAAAACAUGGACGCCAUACAGGUGUUACUGGACUUCAUGGAGAAACGAAUAGACAAGGGCUCUAACUACAAAGAGGGGCUCACUCCGGUGCUCAGCCUACUGACUGAAGUAUCCAGACACCACAGAGAGAUCCGCAGAUAUAUCAAAGCUCAGGUACUUCCACCACUCAAAGAUGUGAAAAUCAGGCCUGAAGUAGGCACCACCACCAGGAACAAGCUCGUCCGCCUGAUGACUCAUGUGGAGAUGGCUGUCAAGCAGGCGGCUGCUGAGUUUCUCUUUGUUUUGUGUAAAGAAAGUGUGGACAACCUGUUGAAAUACACAGGUUAUGGAAACGCAGCAGGACUCCUUAUGGCUAGAGGGCUGCUGGGAGGAGGCAGAGGAGAGACGGAGUACUCGGAGGAUGAAGACUCUGACACAGAGGAAUACAAAACUGCCAAACCUUUCAUCAACCCUAUCACUGGUCACGUGGAGGAACCCAUGCCCAAUCCCAUGGAGGAGAUGACGGAGGAGCAGAAGGAAUACGAAGCUCAGAAGCUUGUCAAUAUGCUGGACAAGUUGUCAAGCAGUUGUGUCUACAGGCAGAGCUUGAUCCGUCCCAUGGGUGUCAAGCCAGAUGGGACAUUAGCACCCCUUGAAGAGACUCUCCGUGUCCCGCAUGGAGAGAACUCCGGAUCGGACUCUGAUGAGUAAGAACACUUUGCUUCUUGGCCGCAUUUUGAGGGGUGUUCGGCCCAGAAAGAAACCACUCCCACUCUACUAAAGCUGUGUCACACUUCAGUGGCUGGAUCUUUCAGACUACCCAAUGGAGGUGGGUUCUGUAUUAGACGACACAGUUGAGUUGAACCAGUGUCUCUUCUCGGAAAGCAAGCAUUCAAAUCUUUUUGGGUUCUGACGACACACAAUUAAUGGUGGUUCAGGGUGCAGACAAGUCCGAACACAGUAUUUUGACCUCAUAAAUCUAGUAACUUUGAUAAAUUACUACAGCGUAUGCUUGGAUAUGGGCGGCACGGCGGUUGAGUGGUUAGCACGCAGACCUCACAGCUAGGAGACCAGGGUUCAAAUUAAUUAAGAAAUUCUUAAUUUCAGGUGUAUUUUAUUCAGGGACAUUAAAAAAAAAGGUCACGUUGACAAUUGUUCAUACCCUAUGUUUACUAAAUCCAAUGUCUCUCUUUAAGAGUCAAUAGCAUAACAUAGCACCUAGCAGACCUCACAGCUAGGAGACCAGGGUUCAAUUCCACCCUCGGCCAUCUCUGUGUGGAGUUUGCAUGUUCUCCCUGUGCAUGUGUGGGUUUUCUCCGGGUACUCCGGUUUCCUCCCACAUUCCAAAAACAUGCUAGGUUAAUUGGCGACUCCAAAUUGUGAGUGUGAAUGGUUGUUUGUCUAUAUGUGCCCUGUGAUUGGCUGGCGACCAGUCCAGGGUGUACCCCGCCUCUCGCCCGAAGACAGCUGGGAUAGGCUCCAGCCCCGCGACCCUCAUGAAGAAAAGUGGUAAAAAAUGAAUGAAUGCUUGGAUAUUAAUAAGUGUAGCAGCUGUUCAACUUUGUUGGAAAAAAAACAUCCACAUAGUAUCACUCUCUGACGCUGAAAACACCAAGGUAGGUUGGAUUGCAAGGUUUAUAGUGUAUGUAAAGCACUUCCAAUAAUGCCUUGCACACUGCCACUUCCAUAUGACAUUUAUCAUCAUUCAUAUUAUUAAUGUCGUAGUCUGAUUGGCUUCUGGGUGCUCUGGGCACACAGCUUUUCUCCAAAUGAGAACUCUCACAAUUUAAUAUCGCACAAUCUUGUGACACCCUUACUAAACACCCAUACGCUGUCCAUAGCGACUAGUUGGGCAUAUCUACAUGGAUUCUGCAGAUAUGCUGUGAUUAUAACCAUGCAUUAUAGAUACAUUACACAGGAUACAUACAAUGAGUGGUAAAAAUGGAGCACCACCAAGAUCACCAUUUGCAUUAGGCCAUUUGCAUUGAGCAAGUUGGGAGAUCCAGCCCCUUCAGUGUGGAACACAGCUAACAUGGGGUGGUGAGUCCCCACCCCGAUAGUGGGCCUGGUUGUGACUCAAAGCAGUUAUCAAAAUGGACUUUACCGGAGUACUUGGCUGAGGCCUCACUGUUGCACCUUUUGUCUUUAAUUUUAAACGUUCCUAAAUUGAAAGAGUUUUUCCAAAUAGUUUUAUUGCAAAGCUGAUCAGUCAUUCCUUCACUUUAUUUUUUUUUUUUUUGUAGUACUACUUUGUGUUACUGCUACAUAUUUUGUUCAGCCAUACUGCAUAUCUUAUACACGCACACAAGUUAAACACAAUGUCAUCAUAUGAGUGGAAUACGCCUGCUUAGAACAGUCUGAGUUGGAAUGUACUGUAUUUAGUCAUCAAUUCACUGUGAAUUGUUUUUGAAGCUCUCAAGUGAGCCUUAUGCUGGUUUAUGGUUUUUGCAAUGGAUGUUUCACACCGGCUCUGUGCAGCUGUAAAAGAGCAGAAGUACCACCGUAAUUUCCGAACUGAGCGCACCUGAAUAUAAGCCACACAAGGAAAAAAAUGUUUGUUCAUCUAUAAAUGUCAGAUGUCCACGUCAUAUGUUUUUUUGGUACAAAGAUUUUUAAAACUUUUAAUUUUUUCUCCCCUAACGGUUCGUGCUUAAUAGCCCACCAGAAAAGUCGCUGUCAUCGCCAUCUACAUCCUCCUCAGUUUUCCUCAGUGUCAGAACUGAACAGCCCCACAAUUCCCUCAUCAUGCACCCUGCCAGUCUUUUCUCCCUCUUUCACCGUCGCUCCCAGCACUAUCCCAGUAAAUCCCAGCUUGCUGUCCUCCCCACCACGUAGCAGUCUAGCCCCUGAAACCCGCUGGCGACAGUAGACCCACCAACACCACUCCACACUGCCCAUAUCCAACAACAGACCAGCAGCAGCUGCAUCACAUGCACUAUCCACCCCGUUCUCCAUAAAAAGGGUAUGCACACAAAGCACACAAUGACUGCACCAAAGCACAUGAGAUAUCCCGAGACCGGAACAUCACCACAAAUUAACCACACCGUUGUAUAAACUGCAGGGUUCACAAUCAGAAAAAAGUAGCUAUUCAUAUACCGGAUAUUGCAGUAAUUAAAAAAAAAAAGCUAUGGUCAUGAAGUUUAAAGAUAUACACAAUUCUAAAUACAACACCACCGGAGGCCUAAACAGUUAUACAAUACAUUCCUUCCAUCCAUUGGAGUUGUUUAUUUCCACUUGUAAUCUCCAGCAUAUUUCUUGCAUGUAAUUUUAUCUCUCUGUUUGGUAAGUAUGUGUGUUUUUUUUUUCAAGGAGAGGAAUGUGUUCUUUUUGCACACUUUUACAUGAUGUAAUCAUCACUAUUUAUUUCAUGUAGUCAAGCUAUCACUGGGGGAAAAAAAUACAAUAAAGUGUUUAAUUAAA
Messenger RNA from Doryrhamphus excisus (bluestripe pipefish), 4461 nucleotides. RefSeq names its product RIC8 guanine nucleotide exchange factor B (gene ric8b). Gene Ontology annotation, biological process: G protein-coupled receptor signaling pathway. Lineage: Eukaryota; Metazoa; Chordata; Actinopteri; Syngnathiformes; Syngnathidae. The record is from RefSeq and is a predicted model, not a curated record. Gene Ontology annotation, cellular component: cytoplasm; plasma membrane. Gene Ontology annotation, molecular function: G-protein alpha-subunit binding; guanyl-nucleotide exchange factor activity.